UUCUCACCAAGUCAAACAAAUUUGAAUUGUAACGGUUAGUUUUUUUCUAUGACUGUAGUGAAAACGUAAAAUGUCAGAAACUGAAGAAGAAUAUGCGCUUAAAUUUAACCUCAAAGGGCACAAAAAGCCCAUUACUGGUAUUUCCUUCCACCCCAAUGCCAAACAAUUUGCCAGCAGUAGCGAAGACUCCACUCUCAUGGUGUGGAAUGUUGCCCAAAACACCCGAAGUUAUAGUUUCAAGGGGCACAGCGACUCGGUGACAGGUGUGGAAUACUCCCCCAGCGGUGAACUCCUAGCCUCUUGCUCCCAAGACCAAACACUCCGCAUUUGGGUGACGAAACAGUCUCAAAUGGGGACUUGUAUGGAAAUCAGAGCUCACUUAUCACCAGUCCGGUGUCUGGCUUUCGCCCCCCAAGGCACUCAAAUAAUCACCGGAUCAAAUGACAAAUCAAUGAAAUUAUGGUCAGUGGCGCGGAAAAACUUCUUGAAGUCUUUCGUGGGGCACACCAGUUGGGUCCGCAGUGUGCAUUUCGCACAAGACGGUCAAAAAAUCGUCUCAUGUGCUGACGACCAAACUAUCCGCGUUUGGGACCCCAUUUCAGGGCAAAACACCCACACAUUCCGCACCAAAGCGGGGCCCUGCAGUGUGGCGCUCCACCCCAACGGAAAUAACAUCGCUGUGGCUAUGAAUUCAGGCUCAGUGCGAGUUUAUGAUAUACGAAAUGAAAAACUCAAUCAACACUAUGUUUUGCAUGAUAGCACGACUUGUGUAUGUUGGCACCCCUGUGCGAAUUUUCUCCUCACUUCGGGGAAAGACGGCAAAGUUCAUUUGGUUGAUGUCAUGGAAGGGCGACCGUUGUACACGUUCGGGGGGCACGAGGGGGCUGUAAUGACAGUGAGAUUCAACAAAGAGGGUGAUUAUUUCGCGUCAGGGGGCGCGGACAAGCGCAUCUUGGUGUGGAAAGUCAAUCUGAGCAACUAGUGAUAAGUCUUAAGUAUUUAUUUUUACCCACUUUAAUACAUUUUUAAA
Molecule: messenger RNA, 1030 nt
Organism: Tribolium madens (black flour beetle)
Lineage: Eukaryota; Metazoa; Arthropoda; Insecta; Coleoptera; Tenebrionidae
Gene: Poc1
Product: POC1 centriolar protein homolog A
Exons: 3
Coding region: 71-982 (303 amino acids)
Biological process (GO): cilium assembly
Cellular component (GO): centriole; ciliary basal body
Molecular function (GO): protein binding
Source: RefSeq, a predicted model, not a curated record